AUGUCUUGGUUAGGAAAGAAGUUCCCUGCGCCUAUCGCAAAGCCAAUGGCUCCUUUCUUCGUUGCAGGUGCCGUCAUUAUGUACGGAAUCAACUCUGCUGCCAACGCCAUGGCAAACAGCGAGGAGUUCAAGAACGAUCCUAGAAACCCAAACGCAAAGACCCCAAAGCCAGCCGAUAAACACUAA
Sclerotinia sclerotiorum 1980 UF-70 is the source of this 186-nucleotide messenger RNA. RefSeq lists its product with no specific name. The transcript is spliced from 4 exons. The coding region runs from base 1 to 186 and encodes 61 amino acids. Gene Ontology annotation, biological process: proton motive force-driven ATP synthesis. Gene Ontology annotation, molecular function: proton transmembrane transporter activity. NCBI's taxonomy places the organism in Eukaryota, Fungi, Ascomycota, Leotiomycetes, Helotiales, Sclerotiniaceae. The record is from RefSeq and is a predicted model, not a curated record.